GCCGCGGCGUAUAUAUUGGCGGCGGGCGCGAGGAGAAGGCACAGUCAGUCACCAGCUGCCACUCCACAACCAUGAACGCAAAGAUCGUCAUCCUCCUCGGCCUCGUCGCCAUGGUCGCCGCCGACAGUGAUGAGUUCAGGGGUUACGGCGUCCCCAGGCGUGGAUCCUCCGAGUCCUUCGAGUCCUCCGAGGCCCAGUACAACUUCCAGUGGGCCGUGGACCACGACCCCUCCAGCAACGAGUUCGGCCACCAGGAGGCCCGCGACGGUGACGACACCAAGGGCUCCUACUACGUGCAGCUCCCCGACGGCCGCCUGCAGCAGGUCACCUACUUCGUUGACGGCGACAACGGCUACAUCGCCGACGUCAAGUACACCGGCUCCGCUGAGUUCGACUCCGACGAGUCCAACGAGUCCUUCCGUUACUACGGCUCCAACUCCAACGAGUCCAAGUAGACGCCAGAGCCGCCGCGACGCCCCGGCCCGGACCAAACCUGACAGUCAGACCCGCACCGCGACCCAUGGCGGUCCGCACCAUCUUAAUUUAUUUCAUUAUUUAUUAAAAAACUUUCUCCUGA
Molecule: messenger RNA, 577 nt
Organism: Eriocheir sinensis (Chinese mitten crab)
Lineage: Eukaryota; Metazoa; Arthropoda; Malacostraca; Decapoda; Varunidae
Product: pro-resilin-like
Exons: 3
Coding region: 72-455 (127 amino acids)
Cellular component (GO): extracellular matrix
Source: RefSeq, a predicted model, not a curated record